AUGAAGAUAUCAAACCAAAGAAGCAUUGUCCACCUUGACCAUUCAGGGGAGUUGGCCUUCCAGAAAAAAGUGAAGGUCUACCAGACCCACAACGUGGAGAGCCAUAUUCUGGAGCUCACAGCGGACUUGGCUGCUUUGAAAACUCAGCUUGCACGUGUGAUUGCAAAGUUCCCGUUCACCUUAAAACAGGGGGAGAGCAAGACGAUUAUGGGGAAAAUUUCACAAAAAGAGUGUAGGGAUGCCGUCGUGCAAGUGAUGUCACAGGUGUUAGUGUUAAUGAAGAAAUGCGCCGUGUACUACCAGCGGCUCCUGGAAGACCUUGCCCAAUUUCUGGAAGAGGCCCCUAAAAUAGUGGCCGAGUACGCAGACUUGAACCGCAUGUUGGGCGAUGCAUACCUUGAUUUCAGUGCGUUACCCAAGCGGUGCCUGGAGCUCAUUGAGUCCGAGAGCUGUUUCCGCGCCAGGGUCACUUUCGACAAAAUGUUCAAGUGCCACCAGUACUUGCUCGGUGAGACCAAGCGGUUCAAGAAGGCCACCCACGACAAAAUUACCUCGUUGGCCCGCGUGUCCGAGCUCACCGAGUUCUCCGAUCGCUUGAUUGUGCUUGUCAAUCUCGUGCACGACUACAUCUACGCGGUCUCCCAGGAAGACGAGCUCGUGUGUUUGAUGCGGCAGAUCUACGUGCCGGGAUACAUGUGCGUGGGUCACGAACACCUUGCGGUGAAACAGGCGUACCGUGCGUUGGUCAGUUACUAUGAGCGAUUGCGGUCGCCCGCCGAGAUGUUGAAGGCGGUGCUGCCCGUAGCACGCAGCCUCCAGCAGGUGUUUUUGAUGGCGGGCCGUGCUGAGGACAACCUCUCCUACUACUAUAAGGAGGCGAUUCUCCCACUCCAGACUGGGCUCGAUGCCAAGAUCCGCCAGCGCGAGGCUGAUUUGGGUGAAGGCGUUGUUUUUGACUAGUAGUGAUGUGAACGAAAAGGGAAAAUAGUAGAAUAAAGGAAAUGUCAGAACAAGGAAAAUCCCAGAAGUUGAGAGCGACAGGAAGAAGGGUGAUGGCAGAAAUACGAUGGAGUAUUUAGUGCUAGUGGGAUGGAGGAGAGUAAGAGGAGAAGGGUUGGAAGAGGAUGAGCCCCGAAGAGAGC
This is a messenger RNA of Metschnikowia bicuspidata var. bicuspidata NRRL YB-4993, 1142 nucleotides long. RefSeq lists its product as uncharacterized. The transcript has a single exon. The record is from RefSeq and is a predicted model, not a curated record. Bases 1 to 960 code for a protein of 319 amino acids. Lineage: Eukaryota; Fungi; Ascomycota; Pichiomycetes; Serinales; Metschnikowiaceae.